GUAGAUGCACGAAGGAUGAAGGAACUUUAAAUCUGCCUCACAACUUUCACUGCCUCUCUCUCUCUCUCUCUCUCUCUCUCUCUCUCUCUCUCUCUCUCUCUCUCUUCCUCCUCCGCUGCUCCACAAGCGUCACAUCUCAAGAAGAUUUCUUCGACAAUGGAUUUACCGCAAUCACGAUCCUGUUGUGAAUGAUCACACCUUCAUCAUUAUCAUCAUUUUCUCCAUCUCCUUCUUCUUCUUCUUCUUCUUUUUCUUCUCGCUCUGCGGAUGCUCAUUAGCGUCGCGAGCCGCGAUGAUGGCAUCGAUAGGGGAAUUCGACCCUCUCAACACCAGAGUCCCUGCAACUAAAAUAGAAGUUACCGUCUCGUGCCGGAGUCUGCUGGAUGUCGACACAUUCUCCAAGUCAGAUCCAGUGGUCGUGUUAUAUUUGCAGGCCGUGGGAACCAAAGAAUGGAGAGAGUCUGGCAGGACAGAGGUAAUCGAUAACACUAGGAAUCCGGAUUUCGUCAGAAAGUUUGUCCUGGAUUUCUUCUUUGAAGAGAAACAAAAUCUACGCUUUGAUGUAUACAAUGUGGACUCCAGAAGCUGCAACAUAUCCAAACACAAGGACUUUCUGGGCCAGACCUUCUGUACCCUCGGAGAAAUCAUCGGCUCCACAGCAGGGCGGAUGGAGAGGACCCUCUCUGGGAUUCCAGGGAAGAAGUGUGGAGUCAUUAUCUUUGCUGCAGAGGAGCUCAGUAACUGCAGGGAUAUUGCCACCAUGCAGUUGUGUGCCAACAAGCUGGACAAAAAAGACUUUUUUGGCAAGUCGGACCCCUUCCUUGUUUUCUACCGGAGUAAUGAGGACGGAACGUUCACCAUCUGCCACAAGACGGAGGUGAUCAAGAACACACUGAACCCGGCGUGGCAGCCCUUCACCAUCCCCGUUAGAGCUCUCUGCAAUGGCGAUUACGACAGGACUGUAAAGAUAGAUGUCUAUGACUGGGAUCGAGACGGAAGCCAUGACUUCAUUGGCGAGUUCACCACCAGCUACAGAGAGCUGUCUCGGGGGCAGAACCAGUUCAAUGUCUACGAGGUUUUGAAUCCCAAGAAGAAAGGCAAAAAGAAGAAAUACGUCAACUCUGGAACUGUUACUCUGCUGUCCUUCAAAGUGGAGUCCGAGUAUACCUUUGUGGAUUUCAUCCGAGGAGGAACACAACUCAACUUCACAGUGGCUAUAGACUUCACAGCAUCCAAUGGCAACCCCUCCCAGCCCACUUCCCUCCACUAUAUGAGUCCCUACCAGAUGAAUGCCUAUGCCAUGGCCCUGAAAGCGGUAGGUGAGAUUAUCCAGGACUACGACAGUGACAAGCUCUUUCCUGCCUAUGGUUUCGGAGCUAAGCUGCCCCCCGACGGCAAAAUCUCCCACGGCUUCCCGCUGAGCGGUGAUGCUGAAAAUCCAAACUGUGUGGGCAUAGAGGGGGUUCUGGAGGCUUAUUUCCAGAGCCUGAGGACGGUGCAGCUGUACGGACCCACAAACUUUGCACCUGUUAUCAACAAAGUGGCAAACUGCGCAGCAGAGAUUACAGAUGGCUCUCAGUACUUCGUUCUACUGAUGAUCACAGAUGGAGUGAUAUCCGACAUGGUCCAGACCAAAGAGGCUGUGGUCAAUGCAUCAGGACUCCCCCUGUCCAUAAUUAUCGUAGGCGUUGGACCCGCUGAAUUUGAUGCUAUGGAAGAGCUGGAUGGAGAUGAAGUGAGGGUGUCCUCCAGGGGCCGUCUUGCCGAGAGAGACAUUGUACAGUUUGUCCCGUUCAGAGACUACAUCGACAGAUCCGGCAACCAGGUCCUCAGCAUGGCCCGGCUGGCUAAGGACGUCCUCGCUGAGAUCCCCGACCAGCUGCUGUCUUUCAUGAAGACCCGGGGAGUCGAACCGCGACCGGCCCUCUCCUCCUCGCCGCUACCGGAGCUGCACCGACACAUCUGACCCCAGACCCCCCCCACUGCCCGUCUCCGCCUCCCCAUCACCGACUCGCUCUGCCUCCGCUCACCUCCCAUACAGCCAUUUGUCAACAGGAGCAGAAGGAUCAACCCGGCGACUUGACCUCUUCUUGUCUUGUCUUGCCGGUGAAGCCAAAUGGUCAUAUCACAGCGACACAGCGGGCGCUCAUCCGUGACUGAUCUUUUCUUCUCUAACUCACACCGUCAUAUGUACACAUAUAUAUAUGU
Messenger RNA from Anarrhichthys ocellatus (wolf-eel), 2208 nucleotides. It is a transcript of the gene cpne9, whose product is annotated as copine family member IX. Gene Ontology annotation, molecular function: calcium-dependent phospholipid binding. NCBI's taxonomy places the organism in Eukaryota, Metazoa, Chordata, Actinopteri, Perciformes, Anarhichadidae. Gene Ontology annotation, cellular component: plasma membrane. The transcript is spliced from 20 exons. The coding region runs from base 293 to 1966 and encodes 557 amino acids. The record is from RefSeq and is a predicted model, not a curated record. Gene Ontology annotation, biological process: cellular response to calcium ion.